AUGCUAUGCGAAGGUGUGGUCUCAACCUGGCAGGCAGUUGUGGUGACGAACGAGGUGUUUGCCCGCAUGGGGGAGUCGAGGGAGCUGCCGUGCACCUACAGCACCACGCCUGAGAAGGGCUUCACCCUGGAAUGGCGGUUCGCGGGCCUGGGCACACCUGCCAUCCAGGCCCAGAGGGUGAUGUACUUCAAUGGAAAUGUGUACUGGGGCAAAUCCUGGGGAAACCAGGCGGAGCUAGUCCAGAACCCACCCACGAAAGGCACCGCUUCUCUUCGCAUCUUGAACGUGCAGCCAUCCAACGCGGGGAUUUACAUAUGUGAGGUCACGAACCCUGUGGACUGGGAGAGCAGCGGACAGGGCCUGAUCAACUUCACUGUGCUCGUGCCUCCCUCUACACCACAAUGCAAGCUGAAUGGAAAUCCCUAUGCGGGAAAUGAUGUCACACUCACAUGCAAAGCAUCCUAUGGUAUUCCUGCUCCCAUCUACUCUUGGAGCCGAGAGAAGAACGCACCUCCGCUGUCACCAGACAACCUAGUGGAAGACCAGAAGGGCGGCUCCCUGAUCCUGCGCAACCUGUCAUCCUCCUUCUCCGGAAGCUACACCUGUAUGGCCUCCAAUGAGUUAGGGAGCUCUAUGUGUGCGGUGGCCCUCAGAGUCACCUACAUUAACAACGCACUGAUCAUCGGCAGCGCUGUGAUGGCCACCUUCAUCAUUCUCCUCCUCCUGGCAGCAGUGUUAGCCUACUUCCUGUGCAAGAAGAAACCCAAACCAACUCAAGAAAAACAAGAACAGAGAGAAACCCAGAAAAACCGUGCAGCUCACCCUGAGGACCACCUGCUCGACAACGCAGAAGAACCCCCAGAAGCUUCUAGAAGCUUCAGUCACCACCGGCGUAUGGGACCCUCAAAGCCCAGCAUCCUGGUGUAG
Messenger RNA from Scleropages formosus (Asian bonytongue), 927 nucleotides. Its product is annotated as V-set and immunoglobulin domain-containing protein 2-like. The transcript is spliced from 7 exons. Bases 1 to 927 code for a protein of 308 amino acids. The record is from RefSeq and is a predicted model, not a curated record. NCBI's taxonomy places the organism in Eukaryota, Metazoa, Chordata, Actinopteri, Osteoglossiformes, Osteoglossidae.